This is a messenger RNA of Sorex araneus (European shrew), 1570 nucleotides long. It is a transcript of the gene NDUFAF7, whose product is annotated as NADH:ubiquinone oxidoreductase complex assembly factor 7. Lineage: Eukaryota; Metazoa; Chordata; Mammalia; Eulipotyphla; Soricidae. Gene Ontology annotation, molecular function: protein-arginine omega-N symmetric methyltransferase activity. Gene Ontology annotation, biological process: mitochondrial respiratory chain complex I assembly. Gene Ontology annotation, cellular component: mitochondrion. The record is from RefSeq and is a predicted model, not a curated record. The transcript has 9 exons. The coding region runs from base 1 to 1338 and encodes 445 amino acids.
AUGCGAGUGCUCGCGCGGGCCGGCGCGGCCGUGCUGGGCGGGCGGCCGUGGCGGGGCGCGGGGGUCCCGGGGGGCGGCCCGGCGCGGGACGCGGCCCGGCGCCCCAGCUCCGACGGCGCCGCGGGGACGGCCCUGCUGCGGCACCUGGCCUACAAGAUCAAGGCCAGCGGCCCGGUCAGCGUGGCCGAGUACAUGCGGGAGGUGCUGACCAACCCCGCGCAGGGCUAUUACAUGCACCGGGAUGUGCUCGGAGAGAAAGGAGAUUUCGUGACUUCCCCUGAGAUCAGCCAGAUCUUCGGGGAGCUGCUGGGGAUCUGGUUCGUGAGCGAGUGGAUGGCCGCUGGGAAGCGUCCUGCCCUCCAGCUGGUGGAGCUGGGCCCCGGGCGGGGCACGCUGGCCGGAGAUAUCCUGAGGGUGUUCGGGCAGCUUGGGUCAGUGCUGAGGAACUGCGACAUUUCCGUCCACCUGGUGGAAGUGAGCCAGAAGCUGAGUGAGAUUCAGGCGGCAACGCUGACCGACGGGGCGGCCCCCCUCGAGCAAGCGGCCGACGCCCCCGUGUACAUGAAGGGCGUCACCAAGUCUGGCCUUCCGGUGUCCUGGUACCGAGACCUGCGAGAUGUGCCACAAGGGCACAGCUUCUAUCUCGCGCAUGAGUUUUUUGACGUCCUUCCCGUCCAUAAGUUCCAGAAAACACCCCAAGGAUGGCGGGAAGUCCUCGUGGACAUUGACCCGGAGGGCUCGGAUAAACUGAGGUUUGUGCUGGCGCCUUGUGCCACCCCAGCGGAAGCCUUCAUACAACCCGACGAGACCCGGGAGCACGUGGAGGUGUGCCCCGACGCGGGGGUGAUUGUCCAGGAGCUGGCCCAGCGCAUCGCCCGCGACGGAGGGGGCGCCCUGAUCGCCGACUACGGCCACGACGGGACUAAGACCGACACCUUCCGGGGCUUCCGUGACCACAAGCUGCACGACGUGCUGGUGGCCCCGGGCACCGCCGACCUGACGGCGGACGUGGACUUCAGCUACCUGCGCAGGGUGGCCCGGGGCCGGGUGGCGGCUCUGGGGCCGCUGCAGCAGCAGGACUUCCUGAGGAACAUGGGCAUCGACGUGCGGCUGAAGGUUCUUCUGGAGAAGGCAGAAGAGCCGGCCGUGAAGCAGCAGCUGCUCCAGGGCUACCACAUGCUCAUGGACCCCCAGCAGAUGGGACAGAGGUUCCACUUCUUUGCCUUGUUGCCCCUUGAGAGGCUGCAGGGCCCCGGGCAGUCGGCCAGUGGGCGCCGCCAUCGGGCGCCGUCCUCCGCGGGCUCCGUCGCUGGGUUUGGCGAGCUUACCUGGCAGUGAUGGUUCGGGGUGGACUUGGCCCGAGUGUUCCUGAGGAGCCACAGUAAAGGCAACAACGUUUGACACGGGGCAGGUAAAAUGACUCCUGAAAUACCGGCUCCUUACGGCCAGCAGAAUACCUGCCGUGUGACAAGCGCUGGGCGUGCAAGGUUCUCUCGGUGCAGAGGAGUCCGCUCAGCUUACUGAAGAUGACGGGUUUCCUCUCGUAAUAAAGACAGACACUUGCUGUGCA